This is a messenger RNA of Quercus robur (English oak), 2312 nucleotides long. RefSeq names its product protein LYK5. The transcript has a single exon. NCBI's taxonomy places the organism in Eukaryota, Viridiplantae, Streptophyta, Magnoliopsida, Fagales, Fagaceae. The record is from RefSeq and is a predicted model, not a curated record. Gene Ontology annotation, molecular function: ATP binding; protein kinase activity. Gene Ontology annotation, biological process: protein phosphorylation. Bases 110 to 2074 code for a protein of 654 amino acids.
UAGUUAACACUAAACAUCAAAAAGUCCAACUUGGGGAGCCUCAAGCUUCCCCACGUCACUUCUCUUUAAUUACCUCCUAUCUCCUCUGUACAUCUUCAUCUCCAUUUUCAUGGAGAUCAAAAUGAAGAGGUCUAAAUUCUACUACAAUUUCUCCCUUUUCUUGUUGGUAUUGAUGUUGAAACAAAACCCAUCAAACGCCCAACAAGCUUAUGUGAAUAACAAACAGCUCAACUGCUACGAAGACGUGAACAUCACAGAUGGAUUUGAGUGCAACGGCUUCCAAUCAAGUUGCCAAUCCUACCUCACCUUCCGAUCCAACUCACUUUACAAUUCUGCAGCCUCCAUAGGUUUACUCUUAGGCGCUGAGCCCUCACUCAUCUCAGAAAUCAACAACUACACCAAUUUCCAAACCAUCCCCACCAACACCCAGAUCAUAAUCCCAGUCAAUUGUUCAUGUUCAGGUAAGUAUUACCAACACAACAGCACCUACACGUUACAGGACGCCACAGAGACUUAUUUUAUCGUGUCCAACAACACAUACCAAGGCCUGACCACUUGUCAAGCCAUGAUGAAUCAGAACCCAUAUGGUGAUAGGAAUUUAUCGGUGGGGUUGGAUCUAAAGGUACCACUUAGGUGUGCUUGUCCCACAAGUGACCAAAGAGCAAGUGGGUUCAAUUACUUGCUCAGUUAUAUGAUCACAUGGGGUGAUGACUACUCUGCAAUUGCCAAAUUAUUUGAUGCGGAUGUUCAGAGCAUAUUGGAUGCAAAUGAGCUAAAAGCGGAUAGCAUUAUAUUUCCAUUCACACCUCUUCUUGUUCCAUUGAAAAACAAGCCAAGUAAAAUUCAGGUCUCACAGCCCACACCUGCUCCAGACUCGCCUCCACAAUUACCAACUACUCCCAUUGAACACAAAUCUUCUACAAAGAAAUGGGUAUUUGUUGGUGUUGGAAUUGGAGCUGGUGUGUUGCUUCUUCUCUCAGCUUUUCUGAUUUGGUUCUUUUGUGGGUCUCGAAAGGCUAAGCCACAGCCAAUUCCAGUCCCACCUAUUAAGAGGCCCCCCCCACAAUCACACUCCUACUCUGACCAGAAAUCUUGGUCUGUUUCAACUGAAGGUGUUCGUUAUGCCAUUGAAUCCUUAACGGUGUACAAAUUCGAUGACAUUGAAAAAGCCACGGGUUUCUUCGGAGAAGCUAAUAAAAUCAAAGGCUCUGUCUACCGAGGUUCUUUUAAGGGUGAUGAUGCGGCUGUUAAGGUCAUGAGAGGUGAUGUGUCGAAUGAGAUCAACUUGUUGAAGCGAAUCAAUCACAGCAACAUUAUAAGGCUCUCUGGUUUCUGUGUGCAUGAGGGAAACACUUACCUUGUUUAUGAGUAUGCUGAGAAUGGUUCUGUUACUGAUUGGCUUCACUCGAACAAGUAUGAAACUAGUUCUACUUUGACGUGGAAACAGAGGGUUCAGAUUGCUUAUGAUGUGGCCGAUGCGCUUAACUACCUUCACAACUAUACAAACCCACCUUAUGUCCACAAGAACUUGAAGACAAGUAACAUUCUACUGGAUGGAAACUUGAGAGGCAAGGUAUCGAAUUUCGGGUUGGCGAGAACGCUGGAGAAUGAGGAUGAAGGAGGGUUCCAAUUGACAAGACAUGUGGUGGGUACUCAUGGUUACAUGGCACCUGAGUACAUUGAGAAUGGAGUGAUUACUCCAAAACUUGAUGUUUUUGCAUUUGGGGUUGUUAUGUUAGAGCUCUUAUCUGGAAAGGAAGCCACCGCUGGUGACAGGGAUGGUGGAGGAGAGGAAUUGCUAUCUGCAUCAAUAAGAGUGGUGCUUGAAGGAGACAAUGUCAGAGAGAAACUGCGUGGCUUUAUUGAUCCUUCUCUUAGGCAUAAGUAUCCUCUGGAUUUAGCAUUUUCCAUGGCUCAGCUGGCUAAAAACUGUGUUGCUCAUGAUAUCAACUCCCGCCCUGCCAUACCUGAAGUUUUCAUGACUCUGUCCAAGAUUUUCUCUUCCUCAUUGGACUGGGAUCCAUCCGACGAGCUUCAACGUUCCAGCUCACUUACUCAGACUUACGCCAGAUAAGAUGGUACAACAUAUAUAAGAUGUUUGCUACUAGAGAUUAUGAAAUGCAUUAUAGACUUGUAUAGUAGUAGUAUUAGCAACAAUAAUCAUUAUUGUGGUUGGACUCAAGCUCCACAAUAUGAUCCUAUCAUGUGUUUUUUUUUAUAAUCUAUCAUGUGUUUGUUCUCUCGCUGAGUGUAUCCAGCAUUUUGCAGUUCAAUCAAGUUCAAUAUCAGUAUCAUGCUUUACUCUUCAAAAA